Molecule: messenger RNA, 1115 nt
Organism: Glycine soja
Lineage: Eukaryota; Viridiplantae; Streptophyta; Magnoliopsida; Fabales; Fabaceae
Exons: 3
Coding region: 197-904 (235 amino acids)
Cellular component (GO): mitochondrial large ribosomal subunit
Molecular function (GO): structural constituent of ribosome
Source: RefSeq, a predicted model, not a curated record
CUCUGUGUGGCGGGUUGGGCUGGGUAUGAAGAAGCUUGCCCAAAUAGGGUGCCGUUUCAGUCCAGGUUACAUUCUUUCCCUUCUUCUUUUCCUCUGUCCAAAAACACUCCAAGUGACCGACUGACGGCGGCGGCGCUCGGUGGUGACGGCGGCGGCACUCUGUUCAGCGACCUGAUAUUGUAAAGAGAUAAGGAAAAUGGCGUUCAGAGGGAAAGAGAUGAUGAAGAAAGUUCUGAAGACGGUGGGAGAGAACGGUCUGAGUCGAAGAGAAAAGGAAUCGUUGGAGAGAUGCUUGCCUCGAAGCAAGAUUGUGAUGAAUCGCGCCAAACGCGGUCUCUUCGCCGGGAAACACAUUCAGUUUGGGAAUCGUGUCAGUGAAGAUGGCGGUAACAAGUCAAGGAGAACUUGGAAACCUAAUGUCCAGGAAAAACGGCUCUUUAGUUAUAUCCUAGAUCGUCACGUUCGUGUUAAAGUCACCACCCAUGCCCUACGAUGCAUAGACAAGGCAGGUGGGAUUGAUGAGUACUUGCUGAAAACUCCUUAUCACAAGAUGGACACUGAAAUGGGCAUCCUUUGGAAGGCUAAGAUUGAGAAGUUGUAUGAAGAGCUUGGCAAUAAGGAGGUUGUAUUCUUUUCACCCGAGGAUGAAGUGAAGUUUGAGCAGGAGUUUGAAGAUUUGAAACUAUCUGAAAGGGAAGCACGAAAGGAGGUAAGAAGAAAAAUGUACACUGGGAUGAGCAAGCAAAAGCUAAUUGAGGUAGAACGUAAAGAUGAUCAAUGUAUUGACGAGGGAGGCAAUAAAAUUGAGGGAGAAAUCUCGCAUGAUUCAUCAAAACAGGUGGUUCCUGUCUCGUAUGUCUUGGCUGCUGACAAGCUCAAAGUUGGAAGUGUUGUUUCUAAUUAAUUUAUGUUAUGGCAAUUGAUAAUGGCGGUGUAAGCUUUUUUAGCCCAGAGUAUGAAAAUCUUUUAUUUGAUUUUUGGAUCCAUGUUGGUUUCUUCACUCAGGUUUUUGUUCUAAUGCUUUAGACUUUGUGUAGUGAAAUGCAUAAUCUAUUAUGUCGAAAUAAUAAUACAGUUCUAUAUUUCUAGCGGGGGAUUGCAUUUCCCGAUGCCAA